ACAGGAUAUUAAAAACUUAAAACAAUCAUAAAUGGAGAAUUAUGUAGAUAAAAAUACUCUUUUUUACACAGGUCCUGUACAUAAACAUUGCAAAUAUGUAUUCAGAUAGUUGGCUGUAAAUUUCUGGAAACAAUUUCCCAAGAAAUAAGUCUCAGUCUCACUCCAAAUUUACACUUUUGUCCAGCACAUUUACACUUUUCCUCGCCUUCACAAAAUUUAUACCGUUUAAAACUUUAAAAAUGAAGUAUUUCGUACUUUGUUCCGCCAUCAUCGCUGCUACAAUUGGUCUCGGAGUUUUUCGCGUCACUUCCGACACCAUCACGAAGGUUCGCUCGAUCCGUGCCGGCGUCCGAUCCUGCAUGGACGACAUCAUCGCGAACGCCACCGCGGAAAACGCCCUCGUCGGGGAGCGGAUUAACGGCAUCCUGGAAUCUCACGGGAAAAAGGCGAUCGAUCUGCUGGACCGGUCGAAAUCCUUGGCGACCCUGACGUCGAAAGGGGCGAAGGACCUGAGAUCAGGAUUCGUCGCUAUUCUGGCCGACGCCAAGGCUGAGGUGGCUCAAAAUGCGGGGGAAUUGUCACUGGAGACGCGCUGCGCCAUGGCACAUCGGUACAACGCCGGCUUAAAGGAAUGGAGGACAAUGGCGUCCGAAUUGUACACAACUUUUGGCGUGGAUCUCGCCAUUUUGAAGGAAAGUGAAGGCCUGUUAUCGGAGCGGACAGAUUGUGGUCCUUUUGAGAAGGAGGUCAAAAAUUUGUAAAAAGUGGGUUUGAUGCAUUUAAUUUUUGUACGUUUUUUUUCUAAUUUUUACUGGAGUUUUUUAUGACAAUUAUGUACGUACCAAAUUGAAUUGGUCGUUUGAUAUAUUUAACUAACUUUAUUCGUAAUUUUGGAUGAUUUUUUAAAACGAAAUAAAAUUUCAAGUUUCUUGUACUGAAA
This is a messenger RNA of Folsomia candida, 940 nucleotides long. RefSeq lists its product as uncharacterized. The coding region runs from base 240 to 761 and encodes 173 amino acids. The transcript is spliced from 3 exons. The record is from RefSeq and is a predicted model, not a curated record. Lineage: Eukaryota; Metazoa; Arthropoda; Collembola; Entomobryomorpha; Isotomidae.